UGGGGCUCGGCUGGCCCGCCUGGCUCAGGGCUGCGGGCCUCCCAGCCGGGGACUCUGCGCCUGCGCCCGCCCCGGCCGCUGCCCGCUCUACCGGCGCCGCCGUGGUCCCGGCUGCGGCGCGCCGCCUGGGUGUCUGGGCGAUCCAUGGGCAGCGGCGAGGGCCACGAUGACAGACUACGGCGAGGAGCAGCGCAACGAGCUGGAGGCUCUGGAGUCCAUCUACCCCGACUCCUUUACAGUAUUAUCAGAAAACCCUCCUAGUUUCACCAUUACUGUGACAUCCGAGGCUGGAGAAAAUGAUGAAACUGUACAGACUACCCUCAAGUUUACAUACAGUGAGAAAUACCCAGAUGAAGCCCCCCUUUAUGAAAUAUUCUCCCAGGAAAAUCUAGAAGAUAAUGAUGUCACAAGCAUCUUAAAAUUAUUAGCAUUACAGGCAGAAGAAAACCUUGGUAUGGUGAUGAUCUUUACUUUGGUAACAGCUGUCCAAGAAAAAUUAAAUGAAAUAGUGGAUCAAAUAAAAACUAGAAGAGAAGAAGAAAAAAAACAAAAAGAAAAAGAAGCAGAAGAAGCCGAAAAGCAAUUAUUUCAUGGCACUCCUGUUACAAUUGAGAAUUUCUUAAGUUGGAAAGCCAAGUUUGAUGCAGAACUCUUGGAAAUUAAAAAGAAACGAAUGAAAGAAGAAGAACAAGCAGGAAAAAAUAAAUUAAGUGGGAAACAGCUAUUUGAAACAGAUCAUAAUCUUGACACAUCUGAUAUCCAGUUCUUGGAGGAUGCUGGAAACAAUGUGGAGGUAGAUGAGUCUUUGUUCCAGGAAAUGGAUGACUUGGAGCUGGAGGAUGACGAGGAUGAUCCAGACUACAAUCCUGCUGACCCGGAGAGCGACUUGACCGAUUGAUGGACCAUCCCCGUCUGCAGAGGCUUGACUGCCACAGCAUCUGUGGCUAUGCCGAGAGGGUGUUGAUUUUCCUUCCUUUUUUUCUAAGAAAAAAACAAUUUUCAGGAGAAUAUUCUUCUGAAAGCUUUCAUCAAUGAACUAAUAAACUGACCUUAAAAUUUCAAAUAUAAAAUGUUCAGUUCCUCUUAUU
Molecule: messenger RNA, 1088 nt
Organism: Eptesicus fuscus (big brown bat)
Lineage: Eukaryota; Metazoa; Chordata; Mammalia; Chiroptera; Vespertilionidae
Gene: RWDD1
Product: RWD domain containing 1
Exons: 7
Coding region: 167-898 (243 amino acids)
Biological process (GO): cytoplasmic translation
Molecular function (GO): protein binding
Source: RefSeq, a predicted model, not a curated record